GGCGGGCGGCGCGGCGGAACCGGCGAUGCUGCUCUUCUGCCCGGCCUGCGGGAACGUGCUGGUGGCCGAGGAGGGGCCGCGCUGCCACCGCUUCGCCUGCACCACCUGUCCCUACGUGCGCAACGUCACGCGGAAGGUGACGAGCAGGAAGUACCCGCGGCUGAAGGAGGUGGACGAUGUGCUGGGCGGCGCCGCGGCCUGGGAGAACGUGGACUCCACGGCAGAGCCGUGCCCCAAGUGCGAGCACCCCCGCGCCUACUUCAUGCAGAUCCAGACGCGCUCGGCCGACGAGCCCAUGACCACCUUCUACAAGUGCUGCAACCCGCAGUGCGGGCACCGCUGGCGGGACUGAGGGCCGCGGGGAUGGAAUUACUGCUGCUCCUGCAAUAAACGCGGCACUGCGGGCAA
Messenger RNA from Pyrgilauda ruficollis (rufous-necked snowfinch), 408 nucleotides. It is a transcript of the gene POLR3K, whose product is annotated as RNA polymerase III subunit K. The coding region runs from base 26 to 352 and encodes 108 amino acids. Gene Ontology annotation, molecular function: DNA-directed RNA polymerase activity; nucleic acid binding; zinc ion binding. NCBI's taxonomy places the organism in Eukaryota, Metazoa, Chordata, Aves, Passeriformes, Passeridae. Gene Ontology annotation, biological process: termination of RNA polymerase III transcription; DNA-templated transcription. The transcript has 3 exons. The record is from RefSeq and is a predicted model, not a curated record. Gene Ontology annotation, cellular component: RNA polymerase III complex.